AGCCGCCGCAGCCGUGGACUCGUCAUUCAAGGGGCGAAAUGUCGCUGGCGCGCUCCUCCUGGGAAUGGCACUCUGUCUACGGAGCUGUCGGUGUAACCUGACACUACAGGACAUUUUGCCUGACGACCCCAGCCAGUAUGACAGGUCGUCACCGCCAAAGAAGGAAGGUCGUCCAACAGUUGUGCUUUUCCACGUGACUGUCAUGAGCUUGGAUUCUAUCGACGAAGAAUCCAUGACGUACGCGGCGGACAUCUUUUUCUCGCAGUCGUGGAAGGACCAUCGGCUACGGCUGCCGGACAACAUGACGUCCGAGUACCGCGUAUUGGAGACGGACUGGCUGGAGAGGGUUUGGCGGCCGGACUGCUUCUUCAAGAACGCCAAGCAGGUCACCUUCCAAACGAUGACCGUGCCCAACCACUACAUAUGGCUGUACAGAGACAAGACCAUCCUCUACAUGGUCAAGCUGACGUUGACGCUGUCCUGUGCAAUGAACUUCGCCUCCUACCCGCACGACACACAGACUUGCUCGAUGCAGAUGGAAAGCUUGUCGCACACGACGGAUGACCUGGUGUUCGAAUGGAAUGACCGAGAUCCACCCGUGGUGCACACCGAUUUCGAGCUGCCUCAGCUGGACCUGGAGCACACUGCCCCCCAGGACUGCACAGAGUCUUACUCGACAGGCAACUUCACGUGUCUUCAACUUACGUUCAAGCUGAAGAGGCGCCUCGGCUACUACAUGUUCCACACCUACAUUCCAACCUGCCUCAUCGUCAUCAUGUCGUGGAUCUCUUUCUGGAUCAAACCGGAAGCCGUCCCGGCCAGGGUGACACUCGGUGUGACCAGCCUGCUGACACUGUGCACGCAGCAUGCCAAGAGCCAGGCGGACUUGCCUCCCGUCUCCUACAUCAAGGCCAUCGACAUCUUCAUGUCGUCCUGCACCAUAUUCGUGUUCGCCUCGCUCAUGGAAUACGCUGUGGUGAACAUCAUCCUCGAGGACGGCCAGAAGCAGUUCGACGCAGGGCGUACCCGCAUGGAUCCGGGCAGUCCGUCCCAGCCUAGCCUCAGAGAACAGGGUCGACUUCGGGCUCUGCUCAUCGACAAGGUGUCGCGCGUCGUAUUUCCCGCCAGCUUCGUGUUCCUCAACGUCUUCUACUGGUUCUUCUACGUGAUUUGCGCGUGACCCUCAAGACUGGUGGCGACGACGAGGACGCAGAUUCGCACGAAUACGCUCGCGCGUGUAUUUUGCGCCUACGAACACGCGACACACAUCAUCGGCACUUCCUGCUGCACGGUGCCUUUCGAGCGUUUCAAGCGUGACGGAGGUUAUUUGCAUUGACUAACGAACACGUCACGUGAUCACUGGACCGCACACCUAGUAUCGUGCUCGCCUACAACGAACUAUCGUGUUGUGUUUCAACAGACGUAUACGCAACGCACAUCACCGGAAUUAUCUGACGCACAUAUUUUCUGUCUUUCAGAGUUAAGAUGCACAAUAAAGAGCAAUGGUUUUAAUCUAGAAA
Messenger RNA from Dermacentor andersoni, 1520 nucleotides. RefSeq names its product Histamine-gated chloride channel subunit 1 (gene HisCl1). NCBI's taxonomy places the organism in Eukaryota, Metazoa, Arthropoda, Arachnida, Ixodida, Ixodidae. The record is from RefSeq and is a predicted model, not a curated record. Gene Ontology annotation, biological process: monoatomic ion transmembrane transport. Gene Ontology annotation, cellular component: membrane. Gene Ontology annotation, molecular function: extracellular ligand-gated monoatomic ion channel activity; transmembrane signaling receptor activity.